Siniperca chuatsi (mandarin fish) is the source of this 5529-nucleotide messenger RNA. Its product is annotated as leucine-rich repeat extensin-like protein 5. The record is from RefSeq and is a predicted model, not a curated record. The transcript is spliced from 2 exons. Bases 3120 to 3872 code for a protein of 250 amino acids. NCBI's taxonomy places the organism in Eukaryota, Metazoa, Chordata, Actinopteri, Centrarchiformes, Sinipercidae.
UAUUACUCGGACCACUACAGAAAAUUACAGAUAAACAUUUAACAGAUGCAAAACAAUGGCCAAUUACACUCAGCUGCAAAACUUUAUGACCGUGUUUGUGCUGUAAUAUCAUAGCAAUAUCUUUUGUGAAUCAGACCUUGAGACGGCGCUGAUAGCGGUUGCAAAUGAUGCGCAAUUCAUGGUGCUAUCAGCGGCCGCAAUUCAUUCUUUGUGAAUUUGCCCCUGAAAGUUCAGCACUUUAAUAGCUCAAAAUAUAUACCUGAUCCUCUGGUUGUUUUUAACAAAUUCAGACUGAAUUUGUAAAAUGUAUAACUUUGAUAUGAGAUUUCUGACUUGGACAUGACAUUUGUGACUCGGACAUGGCAUCUAUGUCUUCGACAUAACCUUGGUGACUCUGACAUGACAUCUAUUCAUUGAACAUAACUUUGGUGACUCGGGCAUGAUAUUUAUUACUUGGACAUGACACUUAAGAUGUGGACAUGCCAUCUAAGACUUGGAUAUGACAUUGAUGAUUUGGAUAUGACAUUUGUGAUAUAGAUGUGAUUUUAUGUCUUUGAAAUGCCCUAACUAAAUGUUGAUAACUUAUGCAUGACCUUUGCAACCCUGAAAUUACUGUGGCAACUAGCAGAAAACCUUGGUGAGGUGGACAUGGAAUUUGUGACUCUGGCAUGAACUUUGUGAAUUUACAUGGUUCUGGUGAUGUGACCUUAAUAAAUACUGUCUUAUUGUGAAUGCAGGGUCAGUUGAAAAGACAUAUUUUUUAUUUAUCUGCAUUAGUGCCGUCCAGGGAUACAAUUAGACUUGCAUUUGAAACUCAAACCAAAUCAUACCAUACUGCACUCAAGCCAGUCCACCCAGAGCCAAUGGACAUGGUGAAUAUUUGUACAAGUUUAACAGCGAUGAUAACGUUAUGAGGUAUUCGAGUCACAUCCUCUCAUUAUCCAGGUUCCUGUGGUUCAGAGACAUGCAGGCUUUCAUGUCUCUGUCUCCUACUUACUCAGAUACUAUCUUUUCCUGUUUAUCUGUGUGGAUAAAUAAAGAGCAGCAGAACAUGUCAAAUAUGAUGAGAAUGAGGGAAGAUUAUUGUGACUGUGAUGCUUGUAGACGUCUCUGUUAUAACAGGUUAGAUAACACAUUCAAAAAUAAUGAUGGUGAUGUCAUGAAGAUUAUCAAUACAAAUAAAAACACAUUAUUUUAUCCCUGAAAUAAUAUCAUCAUGAAGAAAUUAAAUUAAGUCUGUUUUUGCAUGCCAGCAUCAGAUGAACAAAACACAAUCAAGUGAAAAAAGAAAUCAAUCAUUACAACAAAAAUCAGUACCAGAGAGUCAUGUACGACCACUCAGUUUCUAUUUUUAACAUAAAUGCUGCAUUCAUUCACUUAUUAUUUGUUGCAUUUCCUUUGCUGGGUUUUCUUAAAUUGCUGUUUAGUUAUCCUCAAUGAAACGCCACACUUCCUGCAGAUAAUUUACAUUAAAAGCCUAGGAGAAGGAGGGAUUAUGCCCUUUGAGCCAUUGGAAGGCUUUUAAUGUGAAACAUUUGCACAGGAAGAGUUGAGUUUUAUUGACAGUAGUCUGACAUUCAUCUAAGUGGAAAUGACUGGAAAUAUUUAGUGAAUAGCUAUGUAUAUUAAAAAUUUAAACUCAGAGCAGUAGAACAUUACACUGAAUUUAUCAAGACAACAGGUAAACAUGGAGGACUUUCAUUUUUCAUUAACAGCAAACAGCAUCAACAGCAACUGGAAAUUGAUGCAGAUGAGAAAACAGGGAAGCUUCUUACUAAAAUAUGAUAAAGUAUACUUAUAAAACAUGGCAAACUUGAAAUAAAGGCCUAAUGGGAAGAUCCAAUAACUGUAUCUAGAGUCCAUUAAAUUACCCUCUGCUGAUUACCUGAGGACAGAUGACUGUAAAACCUUUGUAGUUUUUUCUUUCACAAUGAACAGAGGUCAUGGUCAGUUUGAAUUCAUGUUGGUUACAGUAGAUUUAAACAGUGACUAGUUUUCAAGUCAGAAAAAAUACAUUAAAACAUCCAUGGAAUCUUCUCUCUUCCAAACGUAUUUUCUCCAAAAUAUGGCUAAAGAAAAUGUAAUGUUGCGUGUAUGUGGAUGCUGUGUAUGUCUUAAGGCAGUUUUAAUAUUUAGUUUUAUAUUUAUUUUUGUGCAUUCAGUUACAGCUAUGAGUUCGUUUUUUGGGAACUGUGAAGUUCAAUGAAGUUGAAAUUAUUUCAGCAUUUUUUCAAUUGGAAGGCAAGGGAGAGGCAGAGAUAGGCAAAACGUGAGUCAGAUCUCUGUGAAAUGAGACCAUGCAGCUCUGUGUGUGUGUGUGUGUGUGUGUGUGUGUGUGUGUGUGUGUGUGUGUGUGUGUGUGUGUGUGUGUGUGUGUGUGUGUGUGUGCGUGUGCGUGUGUGUGUGUGUGUGUGUUGUUUUCCUGUAGGAGGUCACAGCAGGACAAUAUUUAAUGUUGAAUUAUCUGUUUUCUGGUUCCAGCUGUGAUAAUAAACUCUGUUCAGUAGUUGAUUCCCUGCAGCAUUUUAAGACAUCUAAUGGUUCUGUGAAUGAAGAUCUGUGCGGGAUGAAAGGAGACAAAUAAAAAUAGAAACCAUGACUGUGGUGUGAGUGUUGGAUGACAUGCUGCUUUCUGUUAAUCAGUCAUCAGUAUUCAAGUAUCAGUUAUUCAAAUGUACAUUUUAGAAAGACAGUGUCACAAAGAUUAAAGUUGCCUCUACAUAAUUAUAUCACAACAUGGAGGUGUCACAGCCUGUCAUGGCCUCACCAGCCUGUAAUCACCCACACCUGCUCCCAGUUACACUCCUGCUCUCAAUCAGCCCCACUUCCCCUAUCCUAACCCUCUCCACUCCUGGCUGUCAUUAAAUAAAGAUCAUUCCUGUCACCCUCGGUGUCCCCCGCCUGUCUGUAACCGUAACAGAAGGUCGGACCGAUACCGCGAAGAUGACAGCCAGGAGUGCCGAUAGCCCCUUCCUCGACCACCCUUCCUCACUUGUGACAGCUGGCGAGUGCAGCCAAGGACCUUCUCAGGCUCAGUGGGGGAGUGUGAGGAGUUCUUGGUAAAAUGCUACCUGGUCUUCCACCUCUAUCCAUCCCAGUUCCCAACUGAAUGAUCUAGGAUGGCCUACAUGGCGCUCCGGCUAGCCGGCCCGGCACUGCACAGGGCAGGAGCCCUAGCAGUGCGGGAGGAGGUGGUCCUCAACUCUCUGGGCCGGUUUACAACACUACUCGGCAGGGAGUUUGGCCCGCCAGAAAUAUGGUCGUCAGCCAGUCUUCAAUCCAAGGCUCUGCCUCCCAUCUGCUUGCCUGCUACGCCUCCCAUCUGCUCGCCAGCCUCCUUCCCGGAGGCCCAGCCGCCGGUCUCCAGCCCUGCUGUCCCAUCGCCGGUCUCCAGCCCUGCUGUCCCGUCUCCAGAGGGUCCCAGCCUUCGCCGUUGCUUCCCCGAGGUGACCAGCUCUACCCAGGUCCAAGCUCCGGGCCGUCCGCCCGAGUUCCCAGGCACCACUCCAGUCCCAGCUCCCGGCUGUCCACCCGAGUUCCCAGGCGCCACACCUGCUCAGACUCCGACCAGCUCCCCGGAUCGGCUUGCUCCCUAUGGUGGACAGGCCACCACGUUGGGGGAGGGGGGUUUCAGCCCUCGGGAGCUGGCCGUUGGGGGGGGGGGUACUGUCACAGCCUGUCAUGGCCUCACCAGCCCCAAUCACAACCAGUAUCCAGUACUCUACCUACCAUAUAACAAAAGAUCUCUUUAUGAUAGUUUCCAGUGUUUCCCCCCGUUUCCAGCGUGUCUCCGGUUUCCUGUGUCUCCUGUGGCUUCACCAGUCCUCCGUGGCUUCACCAGUGGUUCCCCAGUCUCGGCUUACCUCCAGUGACUUCCCUACACCCACUUCCCCUAUCCUAACCCUCUCCACUCCUGGCUGUCAUUAAAUAAAGAUCAUUCCUGUCACCCUCGGUGUCCCCCGCCUGUCUGUAACCGUAACAGGAGGAAAUAUUUAAUUAAUUGAACCAUCUGAUUGGACAAAUGAAUGUAAUGUUGUAAACAUUCAAAGGGACUUACAAUAAGUGCUUUCAAACUCAAUACGAACAAGUCGUGUGCAUCCCUUUCUGAGUUUUACAGUACAAGUACUUUUUUUGUUUUUGGGGAGGAAUAGUUUUUUUUAGACAUUUUGUGGAAAUACACUUAUUUGCUUUCUUGCCGAGUGUUAGAAGAGUUUGUACUGCAAAUAUGUAGCUAAAGUCAGCAGCCGGUGAGCUUAGCAAACAGCUAGUCUGGCUCCAUUAGCGCAGGAAGGUAGGAGGCUGUGGGGGCUGCAGAUUGAAACACAGUAGAAAUAUCAUUUCCCUUUAUAAAUAAUCAGUUUAUAGUUUAUAUAACACUUUCUUCUCAAAUGGUUCUUUCAAGCGCCCCUGAUUCUUCAUUUCUCAACCUGUGGCGGUAAGGAGUAAAAACAAACACUCUGUGCAAAGAAAGCACUGACUGCUGCUGAUUCUGAGGACAGACAGGGUGGACAUUUACAGUAUCUGAAACCUGAUGCAUCAUUAAUAACAUGUUGAAUAAAACACCACAAAGUAAGUGGUGAUCAGCCUGUAUGUGUUAAGUCUGUAUGGUUAAGAUUUGUUUUUGUUUUCAGUUUUGCAGUUUUAGCGAGUCAGCAGCAGUUGAGCUUGCAAAUGAGUGUGAAACCGAUAAAAAUGACGCUGGUCAGGACCAAGGGGUCUCCGCUGGUUACCUGGCAACUGGAAGGAUGAUUUUGUAACCUUUGGAGAGAGCUCUUUCCCUAUGAUUCCAGUCUUUAUGCUAAGCUAACCAUCUGCUUGUUCCAAUUAGAUAUUUAUAUUUACUGUACAGAUAGUAGAGGUAAGAUCUUCUCAUCUAACUUGGCAAGAAACCGAAUAAACCCAGCCCAAAUGUCAAACUAUUCCUUUUGUACCUCACACCUUACCUAUUGUUUUCCUUCAAUUUAAUAAUCAUGGGAAUGUUAACAUGCUAACGUUGGUACCUGAGCAUUCAUUUAGCUAAAAAUACAGCUGAGCCUGACAAGUACAAGUUGAGCCAAGUCUAACAGUGUAAACCUGAGCCUUACAAGCUGAGUCUGAGAUUUAGAAAUACUAAGGUCAUGAGUCCAAAUUCCCCCAUAUGAACCCAAUACACCUAAGAAAUGUUUGACAAGCCACCAACCAAACCAAAAGUUUCUGAGUAUUUAAAAAGAAAAAAUAAUCACAUUUUGUUUAUUCAUUUACCUUGUCAUUUACCUUUCAUGUUAUCUCUUUACAUUUUCGGCAUCAUUUUGAAACAGGAUGUGCCUGAUUUUUGCAAUGUUACGUAAGUGAAAGAAGGCAGUCCUUUGUUUCAUGUCAGAAUCAGAAUCAGAAUCAGAAUCAGAAAUACUUCUUCUUCUUCUUCCCUCGCCACUUCGUUCCACCUUCAGUGCAAUCAGCUGUUCCCUGGUGUAAACAAUGCAGCCAAACAGCUGUUCUGCACCAAGUAGCAGGAGAAGAAGUUUCACGGUGAAAAAAGUACCAAAACAC